CCGGCGGGCAGCCAGGGAGGGGGGCUGGCUGGCAGGCAGGGCGGGAGGGGGAGCGGUGAGCAGUGAACCUGCAGAGAGACAGUCACGAGAAGGAGGCAGGCGUCUGCGAAGAGCAGAAGAAAACGCAGCCCGGCCCUAGCGCCAUCGUCGGGAGCUGUCCCCGAUGCCAGCCGCCGAGGACCCAGGCGUGAGCGCCAGGACCCAGUGACCCGCAGCGGGCGGGCUUUUCCAUUUGUUCCUGAGGUCCCUCCUGCAACCAAAACCCACUGCGAAGGUCCUCCAAGAUGGCAGGAGCAUCCGUAAAGGUGGCCGUGCGAGUACGCCCCUUUAACUCCCGAGAAAUGAGCCGGGACUCCAAAUGUAUCAUCCAGAUGACAGGAAGUACCACAACUAUUGUCAAUCCAAAACAGCCCAAGGAGACACCCAAAAGCUUCAGCUUUGACUAUUCCUACUGGUCACAUACCACACCUGAAGAUAUCAACUAUGCAUCACAGAAGCAGGUAUACCAAGACAUCGGAGAAGAGAUGCUACAACAUGCCUUUGAAGGCUAUAAUGUCUGCAUCUUUGCCUAUGGUCAAACUGGCGCUGGGAAAUCCUAUACUAUGAUGGGGAAGCAGGAGAAAGAUCAGCAGGGCAUUAUCCCACAGCUCUGUGAGGAUCUCUUUUCCCGCAUCAACGACACAACGAAUGACAACAUGUCCUACUCAGUAGAGGUCAGCUACAUGGAGAUUUACUGCGAGAGAGUCCGGGAUCUCCUGAACCCCAAAAACAAGGGCAACCUUCGAGUGAGGGAGCACCCCCUCAUGGGCCCGUACGUGGAGGACCUCUCCAAGCUGGCCGUCACCUCCUACAAUGACAUCCAAGAUCUCAUGGACUCGGGAAACAAAGCCAGGACGGUGGCGGCCACCAACAUGAACGAGACUAGCAGCCGCUCCCACGCGGUCUUUAACAUCAUCUUCACCCAGAAACGCCACGAUGCCGAGACCGACAUCACCACAGAAAAGGUGAGCAAGAUUAGCCUCGUCGACCUGGCAGGGAGUGAGCGGGCUGAUUCCACAGGAGCCAAGGGCACACGCCUCAAGGAAGGAGCAAACAUCAACAAGUCCUUGACCACACUGGGAAAAGUCAUCUCUGCUCUAGCUGAAAUGGAUUCUGGACCAAACAAGAAUAAGAAGAAGAAGAAGACCGAUUUCAUCCCAUACCGAGACUCAGUGCUGACCUGGCUCCUCCGGGAAAAUCUGGGGGGUAAUUCCAGAACUGCAAUGGUGGCAGCCCUGAGCCCUGCAGACAUCAACUAUGAUGAGACCCUCAGCACCUUGAGAUAUGCUGACCGAGCCAAACAGAUCCGGUGCAACGCUGUCAUCAAUGAGGACCCCAACAACAAACUCAUCCGAGAGCUGAAGGAUGAGGUGGCUCGACUGAGAGACCUCCUGUAUGCCCAGGGGCUUGGGGACAUCAUCGACACCAACACUGUGCCCGGAGGACCUAAAUACAUGUCCGACUUUGAGAACAAUAAUGGUAACCCUGGCGUGGCAGAAUUGAGUCAACGCCCUGACAAUCUCUCCACAGUGACCAACGCCUUAGUGGGCAUGAGCCCCUCAUCCUCCCUGUCGGCCUUAUCCAGCCGGGCUGCCUCAGUGUCCAGCCUCCACGAACGGAUGCUGUUUGCUCCAGGAAGUGAAGAAGCCAUUGAGAGACUGAAGGAGACAGAAAAGAUCAUUGCUGAACUGAAUGAGACCUGGGAAGAGAAGCUGCGCCGCACAGAAGCCAUCCGCAUGGAGAGGGAGGCUUUGCUGGCUGAAAUGGGUGUGGCCAUGAGGGAAGAUGGCGGCACCUUGGGUGUGUUCUCUCCCAAAAAGACACCUCAUCUCGUCAACCUGAAUGAAGACCCUCUGAUGUCUGAGUGCCUUUUGUACUACAUUAAAGAUGGGAUAACCAGAGUUGGCCGGGAGGAUGGAGAAAGGAGACAAGACAUCGUCUUGAGUGGGCACUUCAUAAAGGAAGAACAUUGCAUUUUCCGGAGUGACACUAGAGCUGGUAAUGAAGCAGUGGUGACCCUGGAACCAUGUGAGGGAGCAGACACCUAUGUCAAUGGCAAAAAAGUGACAGAACCCAGCAUCCUAAGAUCUGGAAACCGCAUUAUCAUGGGGAAGAGUCAUGUUUUCCGAUUCAACCACCCUGAGCAGGCUCGGCAAGAGCGUGAACGGACCCCAUGUGCAGAGACACCUGCAGAGCCCGUGGACUGGGCCUUUGCCCAGCGUGAGCUACUUGAGAAACAAGGCAUUGACAUGAAACAGGAGAUGGAACAGAGACUCCAGGAACUUGAGGACCAAUACCGGAAGGAGAGAGAAGAAGCCAACUACCUCCUAGAGCAGCAGAGACUGGACUAUGAGAGUAAGCUCGAGGCUUUGCAAAAGCAGAUGGAUUCUAGAUAUUACCCAGAGGUCAAUGAAGAGGAGGAAGAGCCUGAAGAUGAAGUCCAGUGGACAGAGAGGGAAUUUGAGCUGGCACUUUGGGCCUUCAGAAAGUGGAAGUGGUACCAGUUCACAUCACUAAGAGACCUCUUGUGGGGCAAUGCCAUCUUCCUCAAGGAAGCCAACGCCAUUAGCGUGGAACUAAAGAAAAAGGUCCAAUUCCAAUUUGUUCUCCUUACGGACACUCUCUACUCUCCCCUACCUCCGGAUUUGCUUCCCCCGGAUGCUGCCAAAGAAAGAGAAAAACGGCCUUUCCCACGGACCAUCGUGGCUGUUGAGGUCCAGGACCAGAAGAAUGGUGCUACACAUUACUGGACACUAGAGAAACUGAGGCAAAGACUCGAUCUGAUGCGUGAGAUGUAUGACCGGGCGGCCGAGGUGCCUUCCAGCGUCAUCGAGGACUGUGACAACGUGGUGACUGGUGGGGACCCUUUCUACGACCGCUUCCCUUGGUUCCGCCUAGUUGGCAGCUCAGAUGUCUCUGGCUGCAACAGCUCUCCUCUUUUCAACACAUGCAUGAGCGAGCGCAUGGCUGAUCUCACCCCCUCCCCCACCUUCUCGAACCCCGACUCCGACAUCACCGAGCCUGCUGACGAGCAGCAUGUGGGGAAGGAGGAGGAGGAGGAGGAGGAGGAGGAGGAGGAGGAGGAGGAGGAGGAGGAGGAGGAGGAGGAGGAGGAGGAGGAGGAGGAGGAGGACUUCGAGGAAGACAUCUUUCCAGAGUGCUCGCUGUGUGAUGGUGGCCGGGAUCCAUUUUACGACCGCUCCCCCCUGUUCAGUUUAGUAGGAAGGGCCUUCGUGUACCUCAGCAAUCUGCUCUACCCUGUGCCCCUGGUCCACCGCGUGGCCAUCGUCAGUGAGAAGGGUGAAGUGAAGGGCUUCCUUCGCGUGGCUGUCCAGGCCAUCUCAGCGGACGAAGAAGCCCCAGAUUAUGGCUCUGGGGUCCGGCAGUCAGGAACAGCCAAGAUCUCCUUCGAUGAUCAGCAUUUCGAAAAGUUCCAGUCUGAGUCGUGUCCAGUGGUGGGGAUGUCCCGUUCUGGAACAUCCCAGGAAGAGCUGCGCAUCGUCGAAGGGCAGGGCCAGGUCGCCGAAAUAGGACCCUCCGCUGAUGAAGUGAACAACAACACCUGUGCAGUAACGCCUGAAGACCUCCUACUGGACAGCCCUGAGAAAAGUGUCAUGGAUGGCCCAUUGGAAUCUGCCCUGGACCAUUUGAAGCUGGGCAGCAUCUUCACUUUCCGGGUGACAGUGCUCCAGGCAUCCAGCAUCUCUGCCGAGUAUGCCGACAUCUUCUGCCAGUUCAACUUCAUCCACCGUCAUGACGAGGCCUUUUCCACAGAGCCGCUAAAGAAUACAGGACGAGGGCCGCCGCUUGGGUUCUACCAUGUCCAGAAUAUUGCAGUUGAAGUGACCAAGUCCUUUGUUGAGUAUAUCAAGAGUCAGCCGAUUGUGUUUGAAGUCUUUGGUCAUUAUCAGCAGCAUCCUUUCCCCCCUCUGUGCAAGGAUGUUCUCAGCCCUCUAAGACCAUCAAGACGCCAUUUCCCUCGGGUCAUGCCACUUUCUAAACCAGUGCCUGCUACCAAGCUAAGCACCCUCACUCGUCCCACCGCUGGACCCUGCCACUGCAAAUAUGACCUGCUGGUCUACUUUGAGAUCUGUGAGCUGGAAGCCAAUGGCGACUACAUUCCAGCUGUUGUUGAUCACAGGGGAGGGAUGCCAUGCCUUGGAACCUUCUUACUUCAUCAGGGCAUCCAGAGAAGGAUCACGGUGACUCUGGUGCAUGAAACAGGCAGCCACAUCCGAUGGAAAGAAGUGAGAGAGUUAGUUGUGGGUCGGAUCCGGAACACUCCGGAAACAGAUGAGUCCCUCAUCGAUCCCAACAUCCUCUCGCUCAACAUCCUCUCAUCCGGCUAUGUCCAGCCUUCCCAGGAUGAUCGGACCUUCUACCAGUUUGAAGCUGCUUGGGACAGCUCAAUGCACAACUCCCUGCUGCUGAAUCGAGUCACUCCUUACCGUGAGAAGAUCUACAUGACCCUCUCUGCUUAUAUCGAGAUGGAGAAUUGCACCCAGCCAGCCGUGAUCACCAAAGACUUCUGCAUGGUGUUCUACUCCCGGGACGCUAAACUCCCAGCAUCUCGUUCUAUCCGCAACCUCUUUGGUAGUGGGAGCCUGCGAGCCUCUGAGAGCAACCGUGUGACUGGAGUAUAUGAACUGAGCCUGUGCCGUGUGGCUGAUGCCGGAAGUCCAGGAAUGCAGAGAAGACGCCGGCGUGUCUUGGACACAUCUGUCGCCUAUGUCCGGGGGGAGGAGAACCUAGCCGGCUGGAGGCCCCGCAGUGACAGCCUUAUCCUGGACCACCAAUGGGAGCUUGAGAAGCUAAGUCUACUUCAAGAGGUUGAGAAGACAAGACAUUAUCUCCUCCUGCGUGAAAAGCUGGAGACGACUCAGCGAUCAGGCCUGGAGACCUUGUCCCCCUGCUCCAGUGAGGAUUCUGAGUCCCACAGCACCUCCUGUGUCUCCUCCCCACUCUCAGAUGGUACCUCUGAGAGUCGCACUACAACCCUCGACAUUCCCAGUGAGCGGCAGAAGGAGUUGGCAGCCAAGUGCCUCCGCCUCCUCACGCACACAUUCAACAGAGAGUACACCCACAGCCAUGUCUGUGUCAGCGCCAGUGAAAGCAAGUUGUCAGAGAUGUCGGUGACUCUGCUGCGGGACCCUUCCAUGUCCCCUCUCAGCGCAGCUACUCUGACUCCAUCAUCCACCUGCCCAUCGCUGGUGGAAGGACGAUAUACCGCGACGGACCUGAGGAAUCCCCCACCCUGCUCCCGACCGGCCAGCCCCGAACUAGAACCAGUGCUGGAGGGAGACCAGAAGAAAUCUCCCUCUCCUGCCAGUGGGACAGAAGCAGAGAAGGAGCCCCAGCGCUUAUUGGUCCCAGACAUACAAGAGAUCCGGGUCAGCCCCAUUGUCUCCAAAAAGGGCUACCUCCACUUUCUGGAACCCAAGACGACAGGCUGGGCCAAGCGCUUCGUGGUGGUGAGGCGCCCCUAUGCCUACAUGUACAACAAUGACAAGGAUUCUGUGGAGAGGUUCAUUCUCAACCUCUCCACUGCCCAGGUGGAAUACAGUGAGGACCAGCAGGCCAUGCUGAAGACUCCCAAUACAUUUGCUGUUUGCACCGAGCAUCGGGGCAUCCUUCUGCAGGCAAACAGUGACAAGGACAUGCAUGACUGGCUGUAUGCAUUUAACCCUCUCUUGGCUGGAACCAUAAGAUCCAAACUCUCACGGAGGAGAACAGCCCAGAUGAGAAUCUAACCCCAAACCAUCAUCCACUCAAUCGUCUCUUUGCCAACUGGAUCGGGUCCAGUAGGAGGGUACUUCCCAACCUUCCUCCCUCCCCACCCCAUGCCCCUAACCUCGGAUAUGUCAUGUCAUCGAUGGGCCUGUCCACCUGCUCUUCUGCCAGCCCACCAACAGUUUUCACCUUCAUCCAGGAAAACCCUUUCUCAUGGUGUGGUAGCCGCUAAACUGCCAUGGCCUGGCCUGACCAUUGUCUUGUGCGACCUUCCACUCAUUCUUCUGUCAGGUGGCCCCACCAUCCCCAUGACCUAUAUUACCCUUUAUCUGAAGCUAUCUUCGUUUUACUUCUAGAUUGAGCAAGCUCUUGGGAGAAAGAGUUGGAGCCUGUUCAAAAAAUCAGAGGUCACAAGUUGGGAUCUUUGGCUACCAAUCAGAGUUUCUUUUAAAGCAAGGAUGGAUUCAUUAUUAAAAUACCAUGAAUUGGCAAGGUUGUAAGAUCUGACUGCUUCCAUACCCAUAAGCCUUGGUUAUAUUUCUAAAGGAUUCAUUUCCAUUGCCUUGCCCUGGGGUCAUUGAUUUGGGUUGAUUCCAAUUUUCAUUUCUUGGUCCUCUGUGCUGCAGAAAGCACUGGACAAGAGUCCUCACUGAGGCAGGUCUGGGAAAGGAGAGGGAGUUCUGGGAAAGGAACAGCCAUAAGAGAGCAUCAUUUUCAGUCCCUUUCAAAAAUCCUGUGACCGGGGCAUUCUGUCUACCCACCCGGCACCAGGAGGCCCCUCUUGCAGGACCCAGACUUCAAAUGCCCCUGUACCUGAGUCCCUGCUCAAAGAGAAAGCACUUUUUCAAAUGGUUUUGCCUUUUCCCCUUUGUGUGUGGGUUUAUGUGUGCGCACUGCAUGACUGGUUUGGGGGCCACUGAGAGAAAAAGCAAGCUUGUUUUCUUAGGACUCACUGAAGCCCAACUGGUAUAGUGGAUGAAGAGAUAAUUGUUUCUUACCUGGGAAAUAUGAAUCCAUAUUUUUCAACCCUAUUUCUGCUCCUGUGCAGUAUGACUAGAUAGGCAAAGUGUGCCUUGCACACAGUAGGUGCUCAAUAAAUGUUUAUCAAAUUGACAUUUUCUAGGUCUGAAACUGAAAUGCCAGAGAAAUGGGGAUGAACAAGGAUAUGGAAAGAGAGUCCCAGAGUGGGGCAACCAGUUCAGCAAAGUAGCAUCUAGGAGGCAGUAGUAUAUAGAAGGGAACCAGGUGCCCUCUCUAGGCUUCCCUACCUUUUAUGUUCCAAUAAGAAACCAUACCCGUGCAGCCAGACUGGCUUAUGCUCAACUAUGCCCUAUUUUAUCAGGAAGAGUCAACCCUUGACCAUCCUCUCCACCCCAACCCCAGCUCGUGAAAUUUUUGGACCUUAGAGACCCUUGCUGGAAACAACUAUAUGGUCAAGUGGGAAAAAAUGGUGGAGAAGGAUCCAGCAAUACACUGAUCCUGGGGACCACAGUGAGUCCAACACCCAUCCUUUCUUUACGUCUGUUUUGAGUUGACCAACAGGAUCCUGAUCUGAGCCCCUGGGUCAUUCGGACAGUUUAGAACUAGGAAGCAUACCGUGGCAUUGAUACUACAUAUCUGGGUAGAGGGUCAAGGGCCCUUCCAGAAUAAUGGGCUGUCCUUUCAAACUAAAUCAGCAAGCCCCUCUAUAUUCUUUUGAUGUUCAGCCCAUGAAUUCAGCAUUGUCUUGAAGCACAGGGUUCUAUCUUGCUACCUAUUUUGGACAGGGUUUUAUUCUUCUCCCAUCUGACCAAUGGCGAGAAGGCUGUGUGAGUCUGAAGAGAGAAUGAUCGGUUGGUGAUCAAGGGUGGGGUUUUAGAUGGUCAUGUUUGUCAGAAAUUGAUUUUUAUUUUUAUACGUAAAACAAGUUUCCUUUUGUCCUCUGCCCCUGAUAAGAUGAAUUUUAAUUCUUUCCUUCAUGUGAAUCUCCUACUGGUUUAUCUGACCCGAAGAGUCUGGCUAACCAAAGAAGCCUGGAAUUCCAUGGCUAGCCAAACUCUGUCAACAGGACAAGAAGUUCCCUUGUAACCAGUACAGUUAUCAGUGACGCCCUGGAAGAUCAGGGUCUGGUCUACUGAUGGUCUUAUUUCAAACUUCUCAGACAAAUUAAGUUGAAUCUUUUUAGACCAGUUACAGUUUGGAGCUUUUCUUGGUAUCUUCCCCAGUCUUGAGAGUUUUAGCUAGACCCUCCAUUCAAUCCCUUUUCAAAACAGCAACUGCCCAGAGAGAUAUCUGGGUGGCCUUUAGCUGAGUCCCCACAAGAUUAGACUGACUUCACUGGUCCAGAUCACAGCUCACCUUCUUUUAAAUAGCCUGGCUUACCCUUACUUCUCACUGGUCCUUCAUCAUCCUCUUGGAUGUCAUAGGUAUGGUACUGAGGUCUGUAGACAUUUUCUUUGGUUGAGGGAGAGGAUGGGCCCAUGAAGACCCAAAAAACCAACCUCCAGAAACUUCAGCAGGCUUACUAGAAGCUUCACAUUUCUUUCCUCCAACUACCCUUCUGUCCUAUUCAUUUAUUCCCAGGGCCAAGAUUUCAGGGUUGUGCUCAGCUUUGUCCCAUUGUUUAGGAUAAUGAGAUACUUUAAUAACUCACAGACUACUCUCUAGCGGAUGGUUUCUUAGUUGAUUUCUUCCUUUCCCAUUUUCUUUCUUUUCUAAUUAUUCUUAGAACAAAUAUUCAGGCCAGGGCAUCAUUCUGUUUCAAUAGGACUUUCUGCUAUCUCUCAGACCCCAAGUCAAUGUGAGCAGUGUCAUAUUUCCCAACUGACUCAUUCUGCUUCUUCUACAUGACCUUUCUCACCAUCAUUCCAUGUUGUGGCCCACCUUGGUCAUCAUCUAUAGUUAAAUCUACAUUACAAGUUAACAACAAUUUAAAUCACCUUCUAAGCUGAAUGGGUAAAGAAAGGCAUCCUUUGUCUUCAUAUGAAACUAUAAGGAUUUUUUGUUGUUGUUCUACCUCCAAAAACACAUAGGGCACUCCUUGGCCUUCAAGCAUGGUAUGAUGAAGGGAAGAUUAUUUCCAAACCUUUUCCUUAAAAAUUAUCCCAUUCCCCCAGUAUCUUUCACAAGAAACAAAAACAGUACAGAAGAUCCAAGUUCUUUUCAGACACUAAAUCUUGAGCAAAUGUUAAAAAAGCAAAAAAAUGGAGUCUAGAAUUAUGACAGCAACUUUUACGUAUUUUAUGACAACUUGAUGAGCAGAGUGGGAAAUUAAAGACAUCCCAAAAUCCCCAUGAAUCCCUAGUCUCUACAAGAUAUCCACAAGGAGCAGGCUGGCAUAGGCAGCCCCUUCCACCCUCCCUGGAUGGUUCCCUUGGAGCUCAGUGCUGCCUGGGGAAAUCCAGACUUAUUCAUUCAGAACUGGAAUUAUGGGUGUUUUGUGAAAUGUUGCUUUGCAUUUUGCCUUCAUUAAAAUCCAAUUAAAAGAUUUCCUUCUAGUAAAAUUAGUAACAGGUUCUGAUGGAGCAGAAGAGACAUUAUUAGCCCGUAAUCUCUUCUUCCAAAAGUGCCUCUUGUUGGUUUUCAGACUACAAGGAAGAUAAGAAAGAGGAAUGAUUAAAGUUGAUGUAAUCCUCCCAGAGUCCCAGCUUGCCAGGGAGGAAGGGUUCUCCUUCAGGGGAAGGUGAUGGACAGCCAUAGAAGCUGUUAAGGGCCAUGUUGUCAGGUCAGCCAUCCUGAAGAACAUGGUCUGGGAAUGAACCUCCUCCUCCCUCCCGAUCGGUUUAGGACACCUGUGCCUGAGGCCAGCCAACCUGCAGAGCACAGUGUUUGUUAAUUGGGGGAGGGAUGGUUGGAGGACAGGUAAGGAGGACCAGAAAAGAAAUCUGAUGGGAUUUUUUUGGAGGAUGGUGUGAGUUUCUUAGCAAACAUUGAAAGAAAGAUCUGAAAUCCAACAAUUAGGCAGACCUCCCUUGGGACAAUUUCCUCUGCACUUUGAUCCCACCUUGGAACCAACCAGGAUUCCGAGACUCCUGUCUUGGUGUAUCUCACAACGUUUUCCCCCAACUGCAGAAUUACAAUCUUGGGCCUCUCUCUAGUAAAUCAAGUGACCAGGUAGAUUUUGUCCUUAAAUAGAGGCAACGAAAUCCUAGUUAUUAUUAAAGAGAUGAAGAUGAGGAGGGACCAAAGGUGAGACCCACUUUUAAAUCAUUUUAACAUGCUCAUGACAUAGUAGCCAUCAAUUUAGGCAGGAAAAUCCUUCACUGUCAAAGAGAAGGAUUUGAAGUGAGAAUCCAUGAUUCGUUCAUUCUCUGCACCUCUCACCACAUGGGGUUAAGGCAAGGCAGAUCCAACCCAACGUAGCCAGGAGUAGACCUGAUUUGUGGGAAAAAAGCAACAUUCCUGUUUUUCUCAAAAAAGUAACACCGUUUUCUUGAGAUGACCUUGACCAUGAGAGAACAUUCUUUCACCCAAAUUAAGCAUGACUUUAGAACAGCCUGAGACUACAUAGGGUUCCCUGGGAGAUGAACUAUAGAAAACACUCUUUGGUGUCUUUCCAUUGUUUGUUUGACUGGUCUCCAUGGCCCUGCAUGAGAUGUCAAUAGCUCAUUGAUACCAAGCUCUUCAUAGGAAGAGUCCAUCACCGUGUAACGAUGUUUUUUGGUAAAACUCUAAUUGCUAAAACCAUUGCCUGGGUGCUCACACAGAAGAGGAAACAAGAAUUCAGCCGGGCCUACCAUGUCCUGGGACCCCUUAGGGGUGAUGCUUUCUUAAGGGGCCACCAAGCCAAAGCGAGUUGCCGAGAAGCCCUCUGAGGCCCUCCUGACUUGUCCUAAUGACCGCCAUGUUGAAGGCUAGGAUGCUAUUGAGCCAAGAUAAAGCAAUGGGCAGCCAGUGUCUUGUACUACGUCAAGCUCUCUCUCAAUCUGGGUACUGCCAAGCUAGGGGAAGGAAACUGUCUUUCUUCAGGAGGUGUCAUUCGCUAAGGCUUCGCUGUAAAAAUGAAGGGAGGUAUGGUUCCUUUGGGGGUUUUUUGCCUGUGCUUCCAUAAAUUAGUUUGUCCAUAUGAGUUCUUCCUGUGAUGCCAUCCCCAAGCGCUGGGAGACCAUUUCUCUUGCUUUGUAUAUAUGUGAUUGCUGUGGGCACCACUGUAUAAUAACAACAAUACUGAAGUGUAACGAGUCUAGUUUUAUCGAUGUCUUCAACUAUGAGUGUGGAACUAUAGGGUCUUAAACUGUUUGUGUACACUCAAGGCAUUGUUCAGUUAAGAAAUAAAUGUGGCAUUUAUUCAAAUACUGGA
Molecule: messenger RNA, 11047 nt
Organism: Monodelphis domestica (gray short-tailed opossum)
Lineage: Eukaryota; Metazoa; Chordata; Mammalia; Didelphimorphia; Didelphidae
Source: RefSeq, a predicted model, not a curated record